This is a messenger RNA of Aphidius gifuensis, 1951 nucleotides long. RefSeq names its product transcription factor E2F5-like. Gene Ontology annotation, molecular function: DNA-binding transcription factor activity, RNA polymerase II-specific; RNA polymerase II cis-regulatory region sequence-specific DNA binding; protein dimerization activity. Lineage: Eukaryota; Metazoa; Arthropoda; Insecta; Hymenoptera; Braconidae. The record is from RefSeq and is a predicted model, not a curated record. Bases 172 to 1140 code for a protein of 322 amino acids. The transcript has 6 exons. Gene Ontology annotation, cellular component: RNA polymerase II transcription regulator complex. Gene Ontology annotation, biological process: regulation of transcription by RNA polymerase II.
UCCAUCGGUGCGCCAAUUUUCGAAGGGAAUGGAGUAUUGUUGUUUAGUUUUUCACUGGUUGAGUUGAUGGUUUUUUUAAAAAUUAAUAAUAACUGAUAACAAUUAAACAAUAUUGUUGUGUGUGUGUGUGUAUUGUUUUUUAAUAAUUAAUUUAAUUUAGAAAUAAUUAACAUGGCUGAUAUGCAACAAAGUAGAUUUGAAAAAUCAUUGGGUUUGUUGACAACACGUUUUGUUAAUUUAUUACAAAAAGCAACUCAUGGUGUUUUAGAUCUUAAAGUAGCUGCAGAUUUGUUAGAGGUACGACAAAAACGUCGUAUUUAUGAUAUAACAAAUGUCCUUGAAGGAAUUGGUUUAAUUGAAAAAAAAAGUAAAAAUAGUAUACAAUGGAAAGGUUCAUCUGGACCAGGUGUAAAUUCUCAAGAUGUUGGUGAUAAAUUAGUAAUAUUAAAAGAUGAUAUACGUGUACUUGAAGAACAUGAAAAAUUAGUAGAUACACAUAUUAAAUGGAUGCAACAAAGUAUUAAAAAUAUUGAAGCUGAUUGUAAUAAUAAAAAAAUGUCGUAUUUAACAUAUGAAGAUAUUAAAACACAAUUUAAUGAUGAAUUUGUACUUGGUAUUAAAGCACCAACAGACACAAUGUUAACAGUACCAAAUUUAAAUAAAAUUUAUAAAGAUAAUGAUGAUGAUAUCAAUUAUGAAAUGUUAAUUAAAAGUAAUACUGGACAAAUUAAAGUUUACAUGGUACAGCCAAUAUUAGCUGAUGAAUAUGAUGAUAAAAUGGCAAAAAUAAGACUUGAUAAUGAUAGUAGAGGAACCAAAAGAAUAUUGGAUGAUGAAGAAAAUGAUCAAGUUAAACCAAAGAGAAAAAUAUCAAGGUCUUCUAGAAGUACGUCAAAAGCUGAGGCAGCAGCUGAUGAUGAAGAAGAUGAUGAUAAUGAAAAUGAUGAUUUAUUAGAAGCUCAAUUGAUCCUUGGUGAUACAGAUGUUGUGAGGUCUGAUUCAAAUUCAGUUGAAGAUAAUUAUCUUGAAUUCGUUGGACCAUUGAUUAGUCUAAGUCCUCCACCAUGUGAAACUGAUUAUCCUUUUCAUCUUGGUGAAAAUGAAGGAUUACUUGAUAUGUUUGACAUUACGGCAAAUUAGAAUUAAAAAAAAAUCAUGAAAAGACUAUUGUUAAAAGUAAAUCAACAAAUAAAAAAUUAAUUAAUGUUAAUUUAAAAAUAGUCUUAGUGUUAUAAUAAUUAUAAUUUUUUUUUUUUCAUUUUUUUGUCGACAAAUGAUUAUUUAAAAAAAAAACAUUAUUAUUUAAAAAAAAAAAAAAAUUAUAUUUAAUCAAAAUAAUUAAUUACUCAUGGAUAUUUUGAAGAUAAUUAUUUUCAUUAAAUUAAAAUUAUAAAACUAAAGAAAAAUUAAGCAAAUGUAAAAAUAUUUUUAUCAAAAAAUUGUUGAGGAAUAGAAUUUUUUUUUUCUUUUUUUUUUAUGCUAAUUUUUCAGUGAUAAAACUUUUUAUAAGUGUAUUUAUUAAGAAAGUCAGUGUUUUUUGUUCAUUUAAAAACUGAUUAUCAUAGAUUGUCGAGUACCUGUCUAUAUGUAUUUUUUUAUUAUUUACACGUAUUGAUUUCUUGUCGAAUGAUAAUCAGUUUUUUCUUUUCUUUUUUUUUCAAAAAUAACUCAUAUAGUUAAAUUAAUAUUUUUCCAAUUCGUUUAUUCAUUUGUUGAUGUGUAUAAUUGUUGCCAAAUACUGGUAUUCCCAUGUGAAAAAAAAAAAAAAAACAAAAUCAAUGUAAUAAAUGUUUUUUAUAAUAAUAUUUUCUGCCUGGCCUAGAAAAAGAUUUUUUUUUAACAACAAUUGUUAAAUGAAUUGAAUGUUAUUAUUAAUAUUAAAAAUACUGUAUGUUAAUUUAAAAAAAUCUCAACAAUUUUGUAAAUAAAUAAUAUAAAUAUGAAAAAUUAA